Molecule: messenger RNA, 1994 nt
Organism: Dipodomys spectabilis (banner-tailed kangaroo rat)
Lineage: Eukaryota; Metazoa; Chordata; Mammalia; Rodentia; Heteromyidae
Gene: Phf7
Product: PHD finger protein 7
Exons: 11
Coding region: 570-1718 (382 amino acids)
Cellular component (GO): nucleus
Source: RefSeq, a predicted model, not a curated record
CGGUCCGACUCGCCCAACUGCCGGUUUUCCUACGGCCCUCGUGGGGCCGCAGUCCUCGUGGCCCCGCCCCUGCCUGAGCCCUCGCCUCCUUCGCCCGCGCAGUCACCACGCGGGGCGGCCGCCCGUGAAGUAGCUAUCACGGCUUGUGACAACGAAUAAAUCCCCGAGAUAGCGGCGCCCUCAGCAACAGCUGGGUGAGCAGCCCCGGCCCGGGAGUGGCGGCCCGUACGCGACCGUGAGGAGCGAGCGGCGGAGGCGACCUCCAGCCCGGCCUCGCACCAGCCACCCGGCCGGCGCGACAUGAGCCUGGUCUGGCAUCCACGGGAUGCUCCUUGAACCCCUUCUCCGGCUGUUACCUCUGGAGGACGGUUGUGGCCACACGGAUACGUAUUUUCCAGAUAGAUCAUUCUUUAUUCUUGCGAUCGCGGCGGAGCCGAAUGCGUUAUUUUUAAUUUUUUCAGCAAGCACUUAGCCAGCACUUAAUCCAGAAAAACAUCUUGCUGGAAGAGCCUAUAUUGUCCUCAUCAUAGUACAGAAGAAUUCAAGAUAGGACAGAGAGGCAGCAACGAAUGAAGACUAUAAAAGAAAAGAAGGAAUGCCAAAGACUGAGAAAAUCUGCCAGGACUAGAAGGGUAAUCCAGAGAAAACCAUCUUCAGAGCCUGUUUGCAGACUAUGCCUUCGAGAACCUGGGGAUCCUGAAAAGCUAGGAGAAUUCCUUCAGAAAGACAAUCUCAGUGUGCAUUAUUUCUGUCUUAUAUUAUCUAGUAAGCUGCCUCAGAGGGGCCAAUCCAACAGAGGUUUCCAUGGAUUCCUGCCUGAAGACAUCAAAAAAGAGGCAGCCCGGGCUUCUAGGAAGAUCUGCUUUGUGUGCAAGAAAAAAGGAGCUGCUAUCAGUUGCCAGAAGAACCAUUGCGUCAGAAACUUCCAUCUGCCUUGUGGCCAAGAAAGGGGUUGCCUUUCACAAUUUUUUGGAGAGUACAAAUCAUUUUGUGGAAAACAUCGCCCAACACAGAACAUCCAACAGGGGAAAUUGAGGGAGGAAAACUGCGUCUUAUGUUGUGAAGACUUAUCUCAAGCGAGUGUUGAGAACAUCCAGAGCCCAUGUUGUAGUCAAACUAUCUACCACCGCAAGUGCAUCCAGAAAUAUGCCCACACAUCAGCAAAGCAUUUCUUCAAAUGUCCCCAGUGCAACAACAGAGAAGAGUUUCCUCAAGAAAUGUUAAGAAUGGGAAUUCAUAUUCCAGACAGAGAUGCUGCCUGGGAACUUGAACCAGGGGCUUUCUCAGAGUUAUACCAGCGCUAUCAGCAUUGUGAUGCUCCAACCUGUCUGUAUGAACACGGCAGAGACACCUUUGAGGAUGAAGGGAAGUGGUGCCUUAUUCUGUGUGCUACGUGUGGAUCCCAUGGAACCCAUAGAGACUGCUCCUUUCUUAGAUCCAACGGCAAGAAAUGGGAAUGUGAGGAGUGUUCACCUUCUGCUUCAAUCACAGACUAUGUACCUGAAAACUCAGAUGACAUCCCCUGCUGCAGCAGCACCUUCCACCCCCAGGAGCAACUCUGCAGAGAUUCCAGUCUGGGAGAGAAUCCAGGCCCUUCUUGGAAUGACUGGCCAGGAACUUCCUCGGUAGAAAAUCCAGAGUCCUCUGAUGGCAGGAGGAGCCAUUCCUGGCAGUCCAAGGGAAUCAAAACCCCUAAGAGCUGCAAAAAAUCCCAGUAACAGCUUCUGAGUAGUUGCUGCCAAGCACAAUUAGGUACGAAGUAGCAUUCCUCCAUUGGGCUUGGGGGAGGAGGGAGCAUUUGGGGACUGUAAGACAGGGAAAGAGGGCCAGCAGUAAGACUAUGAGCCAAGCAAAGAAACCCCAGGAGAGUGUGAGGGAAGAGCAGAGUCAAGAUGCCAACAGCCAGAUGUAUUUGUGGCUCUGAGAGUGCCUUUGCUCUUUCCUCCCAGUUCUCUUUCUUCCACCUUAAUCUGGUUCUCAUAUGCCUCUUCUUA